Molecule: messenger RNA, 2252 nt
Organism: Seriola dumerili (greater amberjack)
Lineage: Eukaryota; Metazoa; Chordata; Actinopteri; Carangiformes; Carangidae
Gene: zbtb3
Product: zinc finger and BTB domain containing 3
Exons: 3
Coding region: 89-1969 (626 amino acids)
Biological process (GO): regulation of transcription by RNA polymerase II
Cellular component (GO): nucleus
Molecular function (GO): protein binding; DNA-binding transcription factor activity, RNA polymerase II-specific; RNA polymerase II cis-regulatory region sequence-specific DNA binding
Source: RefSeq, a predicted model, not a curated record
ACAUUUAGAUAUGUUAGAGGAUGGCAGUUGUCCGGAAACUCAAAUGUCAAUAAACAGAGUUUAAAGAAAAACAGACCUGCUUUCCGUGAUGGAGUUCCCCCAGCAUUCCCAGCAGCUACUGUCAGCUCUGCGUUCCCAGCGCCAGCGGGGCUUCCUCUGUGACUGCACUGUCCUGGUGGGCUCAUCCCGUUUCCUGGCUCACCGGGCUGUUUUGGCCUCCUGCUCGCCUUUCUUCCACAUGUUUUACUCAGAUUCCCCUGGGGGCAAUGGUGGUAACGGCAGCAACAGCUCUGUCACACUUGACAGCGACAUUGUCACAGCUGCUGCAUUUGGCUUGCUCCUAGAUUUUGUCUAUGAAGGUGUGCUGCAGCUGGAAGAGUCUCCACCAGUGGAGGACAUAUUGGCAGCUGCAAGCUUUCUGCACAUGAACGAGGUGGUGAGAGUGUGCAAGAGACGACUGCAAAGACGAGGGCCUCUGGCUGAGGCGGACAGCACUCGUUCUGAGGAGAGCGCAGGUGUGAGGAAGGCAUUCCAGAUGGGAAGAGAAGGUGGCGGUGACACUGGAGCUGAGCCUGUGAUGGCCAUGGCAGGAGAUAACAUGAAUCCGGUUGCCAUGGCAGUGCCACUCUCACCAGUGUCUGUAGUGGCUGAGAGGAGGCAGUUGGAGUCUGUGAAGUCUGAGCGGAGGACUGGUGGAGGGUCAUCAGAGGCACGAGUUCACACUCCUCUGAGCCCUGACCUUGCUGAUACCACCCAGCCAGGCAUGGACGCCCCUCCUCUGCCCCCAGGCGGAGAGCUGGUGCAGGGCCUCAUCCCUGGCCAGUCUGUCCCUGGUCACAUCAGGUUGGGGACUGGAGGUCAGGGGGAAGGGUCUGCACUCUGCAGCCCUUGCAGCACCACAGAGACAUACAGCCACAGCAGCAACCAGCAGCCCUCUUCCUCAUCUUCUUCCUCCCUGGUCUCAGUGAGUUAUGCUGGUGGUCGGUCAGUGGUUGCUCUUUCAGAAUCCAGCCUCUCCCCCAGCCCACAUCAGGACUUACCACGACUGCUCCAUGACAAUGACUCUAGUAGGAAACCCUCAGAGACUGACCACAGAGGUACAUUAGGCGGAGGACAACAAAUGGUCAUGUUAAUCCAAAAGUCAGUACCCACCUCACACUUACAGACCAACCCGACACACUCGCCGAUUCAACGUGCACCUCCCCAAAUCCGAAUCCAGAGCGCUGUGUCACUCCAACGCCAAAGCUCUGACUUUCACACUGCACCUCAGACACAAACCCUUAAGGGACCUGAAGGGGAUACGGGAGCUUCACCUACCACUAGAAAUGUGGGCAGAGUGAGGACAGACAAUAGUGAUAGAGAGAAUGUGAAAGUCAAAGUGGAGGCCAUUGUUAUAUCUGAUGAAGAGCUGGAGGAGGUGAAAGAGAGAAGCAGAGAGAGAGAACCAGUGAUGGAAGUGGAGGAUGAGUUUGAAGAUGACAUCCAGGAUGAGGAGCUGAACAGCCCUCAGUUUCUCCAUUCUCACCCGCAGGGCCUCCAACAGAUGACCUCCCAUGACUACUCCUUCCCUCUCUCCCCCUCCUCCUCCUCCUCUGGUGCUGCCCCUUCCUCCCAGGAAACCUCCUCCUUUGCCGUUUCCCUCAUUCCUCCGUCCACAGCCCAGCAGCAUUCAGACCCUCCUGCCUACUUCCAGGACUUCCAGGACUCUAUGGGGAAUUUUGUGGAGGAUGUCCCCACAUGUGGCGUAUGUGGGAAGACUUUCUCAUGCACGUACACACUAAGGCGUCACGCCAUUGUGCACACACGUGAGCGCCCUUAUGAGUGCCGCUACUGCUAUCGGAGCUACACACAAUCAGGCGACCUGUAUCGGCACAUUCGCAAAGCUCAUGACCACACGCUGCCAGCCAAACGCAACAAGGCAGAUGUGGAGCCCUCCCAGCCACCACAGCCACCACCACCUCUUAGCUAACACAAACAGGCACACUGUGGUAUUUCUAUACUUUAACACUCAUACCUAAACUUUAACUGAAUAUUCUGACUCUACUUCAACCCUAAAUCAAGUGGGGCUGCAAUUAUUAGGGAUCGACCAAGUAAACGUGUUACUGCGUUACAUUUUAAAGGGGGGGGGGGGGGUAAAACAUCUUCUUUCGUGAUAAUAAUAAUAUAUGAUAACCAGGUUACCAGGUGUAUCAGUUCACAGGUGAAAACGGCACCAAAAUCAACCAAUUAAUUCCAGUCAGGCUCUUUGCAGC